AUGAGAGUCCUGGUCUUGUGGCUCAUCUUCCUCUUCACAAUUACUGAGGGCAGUGAUGGCUUCUUUGGGAGAAAUGAUGGCAUCAAAACAAAAAGAGAACUCACAGUGAAUAAGAAAAAGCACCCAGUGCAGGAAUAUGAGCUGUUGCUUCAGGUGCCCUAUAGAGAUUCCAAGGAGAAAAGAGACUUGAAGAAAUUGCUGAAGCUUCUGAAGCAUCCAUCAUUAUGGCUCCAUGGGCCAAUGAAGAUCAUCAGAGCGAAGGCGACCACAUACUGUGGCCACCAGAAUGGGGUUCUACGGUGUGCCUGUGAAGAUGGCUAUACCUGGUUUCCUCCUGCAUGCCUUGAUCCCCAGAAAUGCUACCUUCACACGACUGGACCACUCCAGACUUGUGACUGUCAUCUCAAGAACCUCACCAGGAGUGUCAAUUUCUGUGAGAGAACAAAAGUUUGGGGCACUUUCAAAAUUAAUGAAAGAUUUACAAAAGACCUUCUGAAUUCAUCUUCUGCUAUAUACUCCAAAUAUACCACUGAAAUUGAAAUUCAACUUAAAGAAGCAUACAAAAGAAUUCAAGGUUUUGAGUCAGUUCGUGUCACUCAGUUUCGCGAUGCCAUUUUCCCAGUUGGACAGACCCAAACCCUGGAGUCAUCCUUUAACUUUUUAUUGAGAAGUGGAAGCAUCCUUGCUGGGUAUGAAGUUGUUGGCUCCAGCAGUACCUCUGAGCUGCUGUCAGCCAUUGAACAGGUGGCUGAGAAGGCUGAGGAAGGCCUUCAGAAGCUGUUUCCACUGGAAGAUGACUCUUUGAGAGUAUUUGGAAAAGUUCAGUGUAAUAGCAUUGCCUUUGGAUUUGGGUUUAAGAAUGAUGAGUAUACUCUUCCCUGUAGCAGUGGCUACACUGGGAACAUCACAGCCAAGUGCCAGCCCUCUGGGUGGCAGGUCAUCAGGGAGACAUGUGUGCUUUCUCAGCUGGAAGAACUGAAGAAGAAUUUCAGUGUGAUUGCAAGCAAUGCCACUGAGGCAGCCAUGUCAUCCUUGGUGCGAAAUCUUUCAGUCCUCAUUCAGCAAAACCCAUCAACCACAGCUGGGAAUCUGGCUUCAGUGGUGUCAAUUCUGGGUAAUGUCUCAUCUCUGUCACUGGCGAGCCAUUUCAGUGUGUCCAAUUCAACAAUGGAGGAUGUCAUCAGUAUAGCUGACCACAUCCUUAAUUCAACAUCAGUAACCAACUGGACAGUAUUACUGCAGGAAGAAAAGCAUGCCAGCUCCCAGUUACUAGAGACAUUGGAAAACAUCAGCGUUCUGGUACCUCCAACAGCUCUGCCUCUGAAUUUUUCUCGGGAAUUCAUUAACUGGAAAGGGAUUCCAGUGUCUGAAAGCCAACAUAAGACAGGUUACAACUAUCAGACUGAAAUGUUCCCCCCAAAUACCUCCAUUCCCAUCAGAGGCCGUGUGUUAAUUGGGUCAGACCAAUUCCAGGGGAUCCUUCCAGAAACUAUUAUCAGCAUGGCCUCAUUGACCUUGGGGACCAUUCUACCCAUUACCCAAAUUGGAAAUGCUCAGGUCAACGGGCCUGUGAUAUCCACUGUUAUCCAAAACUAUUCCAUAAAUGAAGUCUUCCUGGUUUUUUCCAAGAUAGAGUCAAACCUGAGCCAGCCUCAUUGUGUGUUUUGGGAUUUUAGUCAUUUGCAGUGGAAUGAGGCAGGCUGCCACCUAGUGAAUGAAACUCCAGACACAGUGAUGUGCCGGUGUACUCACCUGACCUCGUUCUCCAUGCUGAUGUCACCCUUUGUCCCCCCUGCCAUCAUUCCGGUUGUGAAAUGGAUCACCUUUGUGGGGCUGGGUGUCUCCAUUGGAAGUCUCAUCUUAUGCCUGAUCAUCGAGGCCCUGUAUUGGAAGCAGGUCAAGAAAAACCAAACCUCGCAUACACGUCAUAUCUGCAUGGUCAACAUAUCCCUAUGCCUCCUGAUUGCUGAUGUUUGGUUUAUUGUUGCUGCCACUGUGGAUACCACGGUCAACCCUUCUGGGGUCUGCGUAGCUGCAGUGUUCUUUACACACUUUUUCUACCUCUCUUUGUUCUUUUGGAUGCUCCUGCUCGGCCUCCUGCUGGCUUAUCGGAUCGUCCUCGUGUUCCAUCACCUGGCCAUGCCUUCAAUGCUGGCUGUCGGGUUCUGCCUCGGCUACGGGUGUCCUCUCAUUAUAUCUGUCAUCACCAUUGCGGUCACACAACCUAGCAAUGGCUACGAAAGGAAAGACGUGUGUUGGCUGAACUGGUCCAGUAGAAGCAAACCCCUCUUGGCCCUCGCUGUUCCCGUGCUGACUAUUGUGGCUGUGAAUCUGGUGGUGGUGUUCUUAGUUCUUACGAAGCUCUGGAGGCCCGCGGUUGGAGAGAGGCUGAGUCAGGACAACAAGGCCACUAUCGUCCGCAUGGGGAAGAGCAUCCUCAUUCUGACCCCUCUGCUGGGGCUCACCUGGGGCUUUGGCAUAGGAAUAAUGGUGGACAGCCAGAAUCUGGCGUGGCAUGUUAUUUUUGCAUUGCUCAAUGCCUUCCAGGGUUUUUUCAUCUUAUGCUUUGGAAUGCUCUUGGAUAGUAAGCUGCGACAAUUGCUGUUCAACAAGUUGUCUCCUUUAAGCUCUUUGAAGCAACCAUCAAAGUUCUGGCUUUUACAUCUACAAGCUAACAUCAUGGCUCGCCACAAAGGUGCCAUUCACAUAAGGAGAGCAUACUUAGAAACAAAAGUACUUGCACCCAUGUUUUGUAUUUUUGCAGUUAAUUUUGACUUUCAUCUUUCAGCAAAACACUGA
Molecule: messenger RNA, 2799 nt
Organism: Eptesicus fuscus (big brown bat)
Lineage: Eukaryota; Metazoa; Chordata; Mammalia; Chiroptera; Vespertilionidae
Gene: ADGRF1
Product: adhesion G protein-coupled receptor F1
Exons: 14
Coding region: 1-2799 (932 amino acids)
Biological process (GO): adenylate cyclase-activating G protein-coupled receptor signaling pathway; cell surface receptor signaling pathway; neuron projection development
Cellular component (GO): plasma membrane
Molecular function (GO): G protein-coupled receptor activity
Source: RefSeq, a predicted model, not a curated record